Tarenaya hassleriana is the source of this 1836-nucleotide messenger RNA. RefSeq lists its product as uncharacterized. The record is from RefSeq and is a predicted model, not a curated record. The transcript is spliced from 17 exons. Gene Ontology annotation, biological process: GPI anchor biosynthetic process; protein localization to plasma membrane. NCBI's taxonomy places the organism in Eukaryota, Viridiplantae, Streptophyta, Magnoliopsida, Brassicales, Cleomaceae. Bases 215 to 1660 code for a protein of 481 amino acids. Gene Ontology annotation, molecular function: glucosaminyl-phosphatidylinositol O-acyltransferase activity. Gene Ontology annotation, cellular component: membrane; endoplasmic reticulum.
UCAUAUACAAUACUGGAGAGAGACACACAACAAAGGCAAACCCUUUCUUCAUCAUCUUCGGUGUCAUCUGCCUUGCCUCCCACGUGAAAAAUCACACAGUUCAAAAGCACUAAAAAGUUACGGCCACCUAGAGACGAAGCUGUAAAAUGUAUCCAUGGCAUCGCUCCUUCCAUCGUAAUGGUGGGACCCCCUUACGGAAACCCCUUACACGAAAAUGACGGAAACACCCUUCCCGUUCUACAUCGGAGAGUCAAACUCGAUAUAUCAGUUAAAGCCUCCGGCUUUGUUUCCAUCCUUCUUGCAUUGUUUCAAUGGAUUCUCUCCCGAAGCAGACACUGAUGAACCCGAACAAGCAUCUCAAAGAACAAUUCGUCAGCAAUCUGGAUGGAUCCUCGAUGCUGGAAGUCGCCGCACUUUUGACCAUUGUACCCGUUUUGGUUCUUCUUCGCUACUCGAUUGGUUCCCACCUGAAAAUCGGAGUUGGAGUGCUUACGGACAUGCUUUAUCCUUGGAUUUCUUCUUCAUUGUCCUUCCCAUGCUUUUGUUUUUCACUGUGCUAUCUGACUGGAUCUACUCGGGGGCAAUUUUGUUGUCGACGAUGCUGAUUCUUUCCGUGAUUUCCAAAAGGUCUUAUCCUAGGUUGACGGUUGGACCACCUUUCUCGUUCAGAGCAAGCAUAUCGUCGUAUAGAGUUGCUCUGAUGUUAAUUACAUGUUUGUGUAUCUUGGCUGUGGACUUCACUAUUUUCCCGAGAAGGUACGCCAAGACAGAGACUUAUGGUACUAGCUUGAUGGAUCUUGGAGUCGGCUCCUUUGUGCUGGCAAAUGCCGUAGUUUCACGGGAAGCUCGAGAUAUCUCAUCAGUGAACUGGAUAACUGGACUUAAAGCAACCACUCCUCUAUUUUUGCUUGGGUUUAUUCGUUUAGUUACUACUAGAGGCGUGGAUUAUCAGGUCCAUGUUACGGAAUACGGAGUUCACUGGAAUUUCUUUUUCACACUUGCAGCCAUCUCGGUUCUCACAUCAUUUUGCCACAUUCCGGCCAAGCACUCUGGAAUCAUUGGUUUUGCUGUUCUUAUUGGGUACCAAACUUGGUUGGUUAAUGGGCUGAAUACAUAUCUGCUUUCGGAUGAAAGAGGAGCCGACAUCAUCAGCCAGAACAAGGAAGGAGUCUUCAGCAUUUUCGGAUAUUGGGGGAUGUACCUUCUUGGUGUUCAUUUAGGCUACCAUCUCUUCUACACGAAAAAGACGUCUAUUAGUAGGAGCAGUACGAGGGCAAUCGCUAGGGUCUUUCUCGUCUCGUUUCUGUUGUGGGUCUUGACUAUACUUCUGGACAACUAUGUCGAGAGAAUUUCUCGCCGUUUGUGCAACAUGCCUUACGUUACUUGGGUUCUUGCCCAAAAUCUUCAGGCAGUAGGGAUAUUUAUGCUGUCUGCAUAUAUCCCUGCAAGUGGACUUUCAUCGCUGGAAGAAGCAUUCGACCGAAACCUGUUGCCUACAUUUCUGCUUGCAAAUGUUCUUACGGGAGUGGUGAACCUCUGGGUGGAUACCAUCUUCAUCUCGCCAGCCCCAUCCCUCGUGAUAAUGAUCGCUUACGCAUUUGCCUUAUCCGCUGCAAUGGGAGCCGUUCAUUUCUCCGGCGUCCGAUUAAAGUUUUGGUAAACAUCCUCGGACCCUCUAUUGGUCCAAACCACAGUUUAAGACGGAGAGCCGUUUGGUUAUAGAUAUUACAACCGUUUAGACCAAACUUCAAGACACAUUGUUCUUUUUGGGCCCUCAACUUGUGUUACGGUGUUUGGAAAAAGAUUAUCCAUUUUCCCUUUUGGAGCUUUCUUGCA